Botrytis cinerea B05.10 is the source of this 3277-nucleotide messenger RNA. RefSeq lists its product as hypothetical. The transcript has 4 exons. Gene Ontology annotation, molecular function: FAD binding; D-arabinono-1,4-lactone oxidase activity. Bases 300 to 3104 code for a protein of 934 amino acids. NCBI's taxonomy places the organism in Eukaryota, Fungi, Ascomycota, Leotiomycetes, Helotiales, Sclerotiniaceae. Gene Ontology annotation, cellular component: mitochondrion. The record is from RefSeq and is a predicted model, not a curated record.
GGAGAGGCGAGGGAGGGAUUACUUGAAGAUUAUUUAUACGAAAUGAUUUUCCCUAUGUUUUGUUCCCGAGAUUGUUUUCCUCCAUUGCUUUCUUCAUUCUUGUAAAACCAAGUUUUUUUUCUUGUUCUACUUUGAGAAACUUUCUUCAGAUAUACCUGGCGCUUAAAUCUGCAAUCCAACAACUACCCCACCGGCUCUUCACAUUUGCCAACCUCGCAUAUCUCGCAUCUACCCCCUGCAUAUCAUACCAAGUAUAUAGAAGGUCGAGGUCACACUGACUCUCACCAUAACGAGUCACAAUGAUCUCCCAUCAUUUUGAAAGUCUCCCUGUUCCUCCCCUAGAGAAUCUCAGCACAGAAUAUAUACUCCAAGAAAUUAUCGACCACAUUGGAAAACUCGCCGAUGAUCUCCCACACACCAAGCUCAAUUUGUUUCGCAAACAACUCUGGGACAUUAGAAAUCGGAAUGUGGAUCCAAAAACACAUUUGCGAGGUUUAUUGAGAGUGUUUGAAAAUACACAUACAUUCAAACAUGCAUUUGAGGAACUAGAACCCGGUUUGCAAGCGCAGAUUCGUGCGUUUAUGGAUGAUGAAAAGGAUGUGAAGGAGGAGGAGAUUAUGGGCAUGGGGAAAGUCAAAGGGGAAUUUUUCAUUCCGCCAUCGCCGGCAGUGAAACAUCAUUUCAAGGAGAUGGUCAAGGAGACGGUGAGGGAAAAGGCUCACGAGAAGAAGAUGAAGUUGGUGCAGAGUAAAGUGAUGAAGAAGAUUCAAGAAGCGAAAGAGGAGAUUGAAAGAGAGAUUGUGGAGGAGGUGGGAGGCCAUAUCGAGAUGAUUCAGAAGGUUGAGGACCAUGUGGGGGAGUUUUGGGGGAGACAUGGUCACUUGGGAGCGUUGCUGAAGAGCAAUGAUGUUGUCUCUUUGACUUCAAAACUAGAUGCUUCGAUGCUUGGAAGUGGGAAAUCUCCAAAGAUCUGGGAAGAUGAGAGAGGAGAGAGGAUCAUGGAAGUCCACAAAAAUGCCCCGUUUCAUAAUUGGGGGAACAGCGUGAAGAAUACUCCUCUUUAUACCUUUGUUCCUACCACAGUUCUGGGCCUGUCGAAUCUGGUCAAGUGGGCUAAAGUCGAGGGUUAUAGAGUGAGAUGUAGUGGGUACAGACACUCGUGGAGUAAUACUUUCUCGCAAGACAAACAGAUUUUGGUCAGUAUGUUGAACUUGGAGAGUGUGGAAAAAAUCCCGGAUGUCAUGAGCAUUACGAAGGAGAAAGGAGAUGUGGAUUUGAAUGGAGAUGGAGUGAUAGAUGUCAAUGAAUUAAAGACGAUUGAGUUGGCGCCGAAAAUUGAGGGAUUGAGUUUGGCGGGGGAUGAAAAAGGGAAAAUGCUCUGUAGAGUUGGAGCGGCGGUUACGAAUGAACAGUUUAGGAGGUGGGCCGUGGGUCAUGGCAAAUGGGCCUUGCCGGUGGAUGUUAUUCUUGUUGAGGUCACAGCAGGUGGCGUCAACGGUCCCAUUUGUCACGGCGCCGGUCGUCGUCAUCAAACAGUAUCAGAUUAUGUUCGUGCCAUCGAAUACAUCGAUGCAAAUGGUGUGCACCGCACCGUGACAAAACCAGCCCAUCUCCGCGCCGCAGCUGGUUGUUUCGGACUCCUCGGUAUCGUAACCCACAUAACACUCCUCCUCUCCCCCAUGACAUACGCCGUUCUCCGCCCCACCAAACCCGACAUUGCACUUGCCAUCCCCCCUCUCUCCCCUACCGAUAUCCCCAUCGCGCUCCGCAAAUCGUGGACCCCAGCCCAAUACGCCGAUGCGCUGAAAGAGUUUGAAGAUAAAGCCAAUAAUGACUAUUACAGCGAAUGGUUUUGGUUUACGCGCAGUCAGCAGGCGUGGGUCAAUACGUGGAAUGAUACGGCGGAUGCUGAGGGCGCAGUCGAGUAUCCGAGCCCGUUUGAUACGUUUGUGCAGUGGGUUCAGGGGUGGGUGGGGAGUGUGUUGACGGGGAGUGAGGUUUUUGGUUUGUUGCCGGGGAGGUGGCAGGCUUGUAUCUUGAGUUCUUUUGGGAUGGUCGCACUCCCCCCCUUUGAAUUCAACGAAUUCGAACAAAAGAAAACGGUCGAAUACAAAACCGCUCUUCCCAACGGUCUCCAUUUCCGUCGCGGCAUCCAAAACAUGCGAGUCCGCGACCUCGAAUUCCAAAUCCCCAUCCCCUGUCUCCCCAACGCAACGCCCGAUUACACCAUCGUCCGACGCGCCUGGUGGGAUAUCAUCAACCUCUGCUAUCGCGAUUCGGAAACGCCGAUGCGGCUCACGCUCGAGUUACGGAUCAUGGGGGAUUCGAAUCUGAUUAUGGCGCCUCAGAGAGGGAAUCGCUGGGGCACGGCGAGUAUUGAGAUUCUGAGUGUGCCCGAUGCGGUGAGGGAUGAGGAGUGGUUGCCGUUUUGUCAGGAGGUGGUGGAUUUGUGGGCGGGGUAUAAAGGGAGGAUGAGUGUUGAUGGGGAAGAGCGGUUGUUGAAUGUGAGGCCCCAUUGGGCGAAGGAGUGGGAGGGGGUGAAGAUUAGAGGGAGGAAGGCGAGGGAGUAUGUGAGAGAGGUGGGGUAUAGAGAGGAAGUGGGCGAGUUUCGAGCGGUGCUGGGUGAGAUUGGGAGGGAGCAGGGGUGGGGGUUGGAGGAUUUGAAGGGGAGGUUUAGUAAUGAGUUGUGGGAUUAUGUGGUUUUUGAUGGGAUGGAGGGGGGGAAGGUAAAGGGGGGAGAGGGGGUGCAGAAUGUUAAGAUGGGGAAGGGAAACCCUGUUGUGAUGGAUGUCGGUGUGGAUGUUAAAGAGAACAAAGAGACUAAACCUCUUGGAGGGGUGGAUGGUACAAAAACCACUAGUCCGGAGAAUUUAACAGAUAACUUGAUGUUGGAGAGGAAGGGGAAGGGGAAGGAACAGGAACAGGAACGGAAACGGGAAAUCAAGAUCAACGAGGUGGAAAGUGUCGAGUCGAAGGGAGUAGCUAAUAACGUAAGCGAGGUGAAGAGUUUGAGUAGUUCUGCUGUGCAGGUGCAGGGGAAGGUGGUUGGGAUUCAGGGAGGGAGUCACGCGUGUGGGGUUUUGCCUGUUAGGUUGGGGCGGUAGAUGAUUGGAUUUUUUGGGGGGGGGGGGGUUCUUGUUUUUCUUUUCUUGGAGGAGAAGGGAAGGGUGGGAUGGAUUCUUUGGUUUGGGGGUUUGGGGACUUGGGACUUGGGGUUGGGGUAGGGAGGGAAGGAAGGAAAGGGAAUGAGAAAGGGAAUUGGAAGGGGUGUUUAUUA